This is a messenger RNA of Musa acuminata AAA Group (dessert banana), 2613 nucleotides long. Its product is annotated as cation/H(+) antiporter 15-like. Gene Ontology annotation, cellular component: membrane; endomembrane system. The coding region runs from base 1 to 2613 and encodes 870 amino acids. The record is from RefSeq and is a predicted model, not a curated record. Gene Ontology annotation, biological process: proton transmembrane transport; regulation of pH. NCBI's taxonomy places the organism in Eukaryota, Viridiplantae, Streptophyta, Magnoliopsida, Zingiberales, Musaceae. Gene Ontology annotation, molecular function: antiporter activity. The transcript is spliced from 3 exons.
AUGGACGGGGACAAUACAACGGAGCCCAUCACGUUCUGCUAUCGCCCAGACAACAUAGUCGGCGGCGGAGUCUGGCAAUCGAAGCCCUUCUACAGCUACUCCUUGCCUGUCCUGCUCUGGCAGAUGGUCCUGGUGGUGGCGAUCUCACGCGGCUUGGCCUUCCUGCUGAAACCCCUCCGACAACCCAGAGUUAUCGCCGAGAUCCUCGCUGGCGUCCUCCUGGGGCCAACGGGGCUCCGGAAUAUCACUUUCAGCGGGGGCGAGGGAGGCAAGCCGCUCCCGUUGGGUGAUAUACUAUUUCCGCCGGCGAGCUACCGUCAGCUGGAGGCGAUGUCGACGCUUGGCAUCACCUACUACCUCUUCCUGAUCGGCGCCGAGUUCGACAUUCAAAUGGUGGCGGCAAUGAAGAAGAAGGUGGUAGCGAUCGCGACGGUCAACAUGGCCGUUCCCAUCGUCAUCACCGUCCUAGUAGCCCACGCGAUGAACCUGCAGCCCCCGGAGUACGUCAGCUACUUGGCGCACGUCGCCUUCAUCGGCGCUGCCAUGGGUGUCACGGCGUUCCCGGUUCUCGUCCGGCUCCUAGCGGAACUCAAGCUCCUGAACGACGAACUCGGCCAGCUCGUCGUGCCCCCCGCCGUCCUCUCUGAAUUGACGGCCUGGGUCUUCCUCGCGGGAAGCGUCCUUCUCCCCUCAUACGGCGUUAGUCCCGACGUCGUAGACCUAUACAGGUCUUCGGCGUUCGCGCCUCUGUGGAUCAUGCUGUCGGGCAUUGGCUUAGGGCUGAUCUGCUGGUUGGUGGUGCUGCCGAUCAUGAAUUGGACUGUGCAGAGGACGCCGGAGGGCGAGGCCGUCAGCGACGCCCACAUCACCAUCGUCGCCACCGGAGUGCUGGCGGCCGGGCUGAUCGCGGACGUCAUCGGCUUCCCAUCCGUCUUCGGCGCCUUCGUCUUUGGUCUGUUGAUGCCGCAAGGGGCGCUCACCACGGAGUUGAGGAACAAGCUGGAGGACUUCGUGGUCGGCCUCCUGUUGCCGAUCUACUUCGGCGGCAGCGGCUUCAAGGCUAACGUGUCCGUCAUCACGAUGGACGACGAGCAGGGCGCGGCGUUUGUCGCCGCACUGACCGUAAUCAUGGUGCUCUGCUUCGUGGCCAAGCUGGGCAGCAACUUGCUCAUUGCUCAGUACUAUUCCAUGCCGGCUUCCCGGGGCUUGUCUCUCGGACUCCUCAUGAACACCAAAGGCUCCAUCGAUAUGAUCAUCCUCAACAUCGGCAAACAAAAAGGGAUCUUGGAUGAGCGAACGUACACCAUGAUGGUGCUUGGAUACAUCUUGACGACCGCGGUCAUAGGUCCGGCGUUGGAGAUCUUUCACAAGACCUCGCGGAGCCGCGCCGCGUACAAGCGGCGGAACCUGCAGCAGUGCCGGCCGGACUCGGAGCUGCGGAUGGUGGCGUGCGUGUAUACAGCCCGCAAUGUCCCCUCCAUCAUCAGCCUUCUCCAGAUGUCCAACCCCACCAAGCGCUCCCCGGUCUUCGUCUACGUCGUCCACCUCUUGGAGCUCACUGGCCGUGGCGCGGCGAUGAUGAUCGUCCACCAGGCCAGCUCAAAGCACACCCAGGAGAAGGUCGGGUCCAAAUCAUCGGGAUGCGCCCUGCAGGCGGAUCAUAUCGUAGCACCCUUCCAGAGCUACGAGCAGCAGGCCGGUGGCGUCUCCGUCCAGUGGGUCACCGCCGUCUCCCCUUACUCCACUAUGCACGAGGACAUCUUCAACAUCGCCGAGGACCGCCACACCACCAUCAUCGUCCUCCCCUUCCACAGGAUGCAAUCGGUGGCCGGGGACUUCGAGGAGGCCGACCCGGCCAUCCGCAGCGUCAACAUGAACGUCCUGGCCCACUCGCCUUGCACCGUGUGCAUCCUCGUCGACCGCGGGAUUAGUGGGGUCGGAAGGUCCUCCACGGGUCAGCUCGCGCAGCACCACGUGGCGGUCCUCUUCUUCGGCGGGCCCGACGACCGCGAGGCGCUGACGUACUCGUCGCGGAUGGCGGAGCAUCCCGGUGUCAUCCUCACCGUUAUCCGGUUCCAGCCGGGAGAGGAGGCCAUGGUGCCGCCGAGCCCCGCUCCCUCAUGCGCGUCCGGCGAGAGGGCGGCCAUGACCGCGGUAGCGGAGGCCAACAUGCAGCGGCAGCUGGACGACGAGUGCACGAACCUGUUCCGGCUCAGGCACGUGACCAACGACUCGGUCACGUACACCGAGCUGGUCAUCAACAACAUAGAGGAGACGGUGACGGCGGUCCGCGCGAUGAACGGAGUCCACAGCAUGUACGUGGUGGGGAGAGGGAAAGGGAUGGAGUCUUCGCCGCUGCUCGCCGGGUUGACGCUGUGGAGCGAGUACCCAGAACUGGGGCCGAUCGGGGACAUGCUUGUGUCGGCCGACUUCGGGACGCAGGCGUCGGUGCUGGUGGUGCAGCAGUACGUGAGCGGGGAGGCCGUGGUCGCAAUGGAGUCGACGGCGGCGCAGGAGAGCCCGAAACCAGAUCCGGUGCAGCGGUAUUUGAGCAGCGCCAACGACAAGGCGGGACAGCGACGCCUCAACGACGUAUGGAUGCCCGGCGUUUGA